Molecule: messenger RNA, 846 nt
Organism: Physella acuta
Lineage: Eukaryota; Metazoa; Mollusca; Gastropoda; Physidae
Product: transcription initiation factor TFIID subunit 11-like
Biological process (GO): transcription initiation at RNA polymerase II promoter; RNA polymerase II preinitiation complex assembly
Cellular component (GO): transcription factor TFIID complex; nucleus
Molecular function (GO): protein heterodimerization activity; RNA polymerase II general transcription initiation factor activity
Source: RefSeq, a predicted model, not a curated record
UCUAGAUCUAGUAGCUAGACCACACUAAAGAACUACUAAAACUAGGACAACAAACCUUUAUUUGAGUGUUUGCAAAUUUGUAACAAUCACCUGAAGAUUAUGAAUCCACUUCAAGAAGGCAGCUCAGCCUUGCUAGACACAAUGACAUCAUUAGGAUUAAUGUCUGAGUCUUCAGUCUACUCACAAUCAAACACACGAGAAUUGAAAAUAGAAACUGAUAUCUCUGUGACAAGCACACCUAGUGCAAGUCCAUCUCCAAGUCCAUUUCCCAGUCCCACUAUAAAUGGCAGUCACAGAGAAAUAUUCCAUUCUGCUUCAGCUGAAAAACAAGCAUCAUCACCAAAGUCUAGUAGAGGCAGUACACCAGAAAAACGAUCAUCAUCUGAAAGAGAAAAGUCUUCAGACAGAGAGAAGACACCAGAAAAUAUGGGGAGUAAGAAAGAUAGUCCUGCUAUGGAAAAACCUACAACAACAAAUUUAGCAGGAACAUCUCAGGAUAAAAAGCGCAAGUUAGAAAUCACUGAAGAUGAGAUGAAACAGGUUGUAAAAAAACAUCAAAAGCAAGAAGAAGAAAGAAUGAAAAUGCAGGUUCUGGUAUUCAACUUCUCUGAAGAGCAAUUAAAUAGGUAUGAAAUGUAUAGAAGAGCAACUUUUCCAAAAGCCGCAAUAAAAAGAUUAAUGCAAAACAUAACAGGGACCAGUGUAUCACAGAAUGUUGUUAUUGCUAUGUCUGGAAUUUCAAAAGUUUUUGUUGGAGAAUUUAUUGAAACUGCUCUUGAUGUGUUGGAAAAGUGGGGAGAAUCUGGUCCAUUACAGCCUAGACAUUUAAAAACUAGACAUUGUUAA